This is a messenger RNA of Zingiber officinale, 1204 nucleotides long. RefSeq lists its product as uncharacterized. The transcript is spliced from 3 exons. Lineage: Eukaryota; Viridiplantae; Streptophyta; Magnoliopsida; Zingiberales; Zingiberaceae. The record is from RefSeq and is a predicted model, not a curated record. Bases 73 to 402 code for a protein of 109 amino acids.
ACUAUUGUGUCUUUAUGUGUAAACACUUGGCUUGCUGUUUGGAACUGCUAAAAUCAUAUUUUCUGUUUGCAAAUGUUGUUUACAAGUCUUGUUGCUGAUCUGAAUCAUGGCUUACCAUCUCCAUUCUGGCUAAUACUUCAUAUAUAUCUAUCUCUCAGAAAUGUUUUUCAGUAUCAGACAUGCAUGGUGAACUCUGCAGCUUUUUGGAGUUGUGUUGGGUUGGAACCUGCAUUCAUUACCUUUCUUUUAAAGAACCAUGAUAGAUGCUGUGACUGUAGUUUACAGGCUAUUGGUGGUUGGUUCAUUCCCGUUUGUAACUCGGAAUCAAGCUUCCUUUUAACAAAUGAUGGUGCUACACUCCACUUUCUUUUACUCAUGAUGUCUCUUGUUGGUGGCCUUUAAAGUAAUGUAAUUUACUUAACACCACUAGAAAAAUCGCAACUUGGUAUUCCUCUCGCAAACAUUUAAUAUCCUACAAAGUUCUUAAACUUUGAUGCUUCCUACCACAUUUAUGCUUAUGAGGCUCACUGUUUGUAUAGUAUUUCCUUUGUCCAAAGUAAAUCAAGAAAAUUCCAUAUGUUGGCAGGCUGGAUGCUCUCAAAGAACAUUGCUUCUGGUAUAUUACCAUCAUGUCAACUACCUUUUUCCGUUACAUGCUGCAGAUAUAUUUAUGCUGAUUCUUCCUGGAACUGCACUUGUCGGAUGAUUUAGAAUCUCACAAAUGUUUUUAGCUGAGACUUCUAAAAGAAGCUAGACACACAAUAAUGCUCUUACUUUAUUCCGUGUAAUCGAUAUUCAUUAUCCUAUUGAUCCAUCCUGAACAAACCUGCAAACUUCCACUUCCACUUUUGAACUUUGUAUAAUAUGUUACUUGUCUUCCAUUAUUAUUUAUGCUAUCUUUUGCAUCUUGAGAUUAUGCUGAUUCUUGAUGAACCUACUGUUGCUGUUACCAUCUUACAUGUAAUUUUGUGCUAGGACUAUUUUUCAGAUAUCGAAAAAGCUAACAUCUGCAAGCUCAGUGUUUUCUUCAUAUCAACCAAACAGAUGAACAGAGUUCAUCCACUCAGUGUCCUUCAACUCCACUUUUGUCACUUCAGGUAAACAUCUGCUAGCCUCAGUCAUUUCUUUUCCUUUAUCUGAAGCUUCUAAAGGAAAGCUGCAGAUCAGCCAAAGGCCAUGGGUGCAUUUCCAAUGCAUCAGACAA